Messenger RNA from Morus notabilis, 1613 nucleotides. Its product is annotated as protein SYS1 homolog. The record is from RefSeq and is a predicted model, not a curated record. Gene Ontology annotation, cellular component: Golgi membrane; trans-Golgi network. The coding region runs from base 652 to 1110 and encodes 152 amino acids. The transcript has 3 exons. NCBI's taxonomy places the organism in Eukaryota, Viridiplantae, Streptophyta, Magnoliopsida, Rosales, Moraceae. Gene Ontology annotation, biological process: Golgi to plasma membrane protein transport; protein localization to Golgi apparatus; Golgi to endosome transport.
ACUCACGUAAAAAAAAAAAAGAAAACACAGAGUCCCCAAGCCUCGUAUCUUUUGUAAGCAUCUGGUGAAGCUCUGAAGCGAGUCCUUUAGCGGCUUCUUCUUCUUCCCCUGGAGAAGCCAAACCCAAGAGAUUCUACACUUCUUCCGUAAUUUAUAUUUGAACUGUAAGAUUCUUCAUCUCUCUCGAUCUGGAUCUCCUUUCUUCUUCUUGCGGAACCAAGUCCAAAAGGAAUUCAAAACGGAGGAAAAUUCUCACGCACCAGAAUUUCGUUUCACUAAUCCAAUAAUUGUUCUCUGUUACCUUCUGGGCCUGUUCGAAUUUUCAAUUCCAAAGCAAUUUUUCAUCGGAGUGAGUGAAUUGUCCGGUAAAAUCCUAGAUCGGAAUCCGUAACAGGCUUGGGUUUCGGGGACAUCGACAUUGGAAGGGAAAUCGGACUUGUUAUGGAUUCCGAGUAAUUUUAUUCUCUUGGAUUUGAAGUUUUUUGCGGAUGUGUCGAAAUUGAUGGUUCAAAGAUCGUUGCUUUAAUUGGGGGUUUGAGAAUUUGGUACGAGGAUUUGGGAAUUGGGGUUUUCGAAUUUUUGAGGAACUUUAUUGGUUUUGGAAUUUUGAGGAAUUUUUCUUUUUUCUUCUUCUUCUGGGUCAUCGCAGUCAUGUUCUAUGGUGCGGUGGUAUGGGACCCUUGGCUGAUUGUUGCCCAAAUUGUUUGCCUUCAAUGCGCGUACUACCUCACUCUUGGGUUUUUCUUGUCAAUUCUCGUUUGGACUCGCGUUUCUCGGAUGAGUCUGGUGUAUUUUCUUGACUUCUCUAGCAUCACUGCUUCCACGGUAACUGGCUGGUGCGUCAUUGCUUCGUUUCUUCUCAGUUCACUUGCUUGUGCUGGAUAUCUGGUUUUUAUGAUUGAGAGGGCGAAGAAAUGCCUGGACUUUUCGGUUACUCUCUUUGUCAUACAUCUUUGUUUCUGCAUGUUAUAUGGUGGUUGGCCUUCUUCAGUGACAUGGUGGAUUGUGAAUGGUACUGUAAUUGCAAUUAUGGCUCUACUAGGAGAAUAUCUCUGCAUUAAACGCGAGUUGCGGGAGAUUCCAAUUACACGGUUGCGUUCAAAUGUUUGAUGGACGAGGAACUCGGAGAGAACCUAAUUUCUUGUGGGAUUUUUAUUUCCCUUUCUUCAUUGAUUUAGGGGAACUUUUGGACAAGGCUCAACAAUUCCAUAUUUAAUCCGUGACUUGAAGAAAAACACCUUAUUCUAUAGAUUUUUUUUUUUCCUUAUUCCGGUUCAAAACGACAAAGGACCACAAGUAUAAAAGUUCUCAAGGCAUUCGCAUUAGAGUGGGUGUCCGUUUUGUUACAUUUUGUUAGGAAGCUCUUUUUAAGUGUACAAUUGUAGGUGACUCGUAGUAAAGCAAUGCGUGUUUCUCUUUUUUUAUUAUCUUCUGCCUCUUGGCUCUUAAUUUGUCGGUUUUAGUUGUAUUUUUAUUGUCAUUUUAGAGGGCCAUGUGUAACUACCUCUAACUGGCUUGUGUUGCUUAUUUUGUUUUCAAGUCUUUUUCUGGUUUAUUAUUGAUUUUUGAAUAGAUCUCGUAUUGGAUUAUUGAAUAGAUCUCGUAUUGGAUUA